AUGAUCGGCGAUGAUUUCAUACAGAAAAUGAACGGCGACGGUAGUUUCGAUCGGCGACAGUGCUUCUUUAAUGUUUUAGCCUUGAUUCAACAUGAGAUUUCAUACAAGAAAUUAGGGCUUCGAUCGGUGACUGUGGUUUCAAUCGAAAAUGAACGGCGACAGUGGUUUCGAUCGGCGACUGUGGUUUCGAUCGGUGGUUUCGACCAGAAAAUGAACGGCGACUGUGGAGACGGCGACUGUGGAGACGGCGACUGUGGAGACGAAGACGAUGGAGGCGGAGACGAUGAAGACGAUGGAGACGGCGACGAUGGAGACGAAGACGAUGGAGACGGGGACGGAGAUGGUGGAAGGACGGAGGCGACACAACAGCGGGCAAAAAUGGAUCGAUCGAUUGGAAGGAGGAGAGGAGACGAGACGAGACGAGAUCGAUUGGAAGGAGGCGACACAGCAGAGGGCAAAAAUGUCACCAGAUCCCUCUGA
Messenger RNA from Cynara cardunculus var. scolymus (artichoke), 480 nucleotides. Its product is annotated as secreted acidic protein 2-like. The record is from RefSeq and is a predicted model, not a curated record. The transcript is spliced from 2 exons. NCBI's taxonomy places the organism in Eukaryota, Viridiplantae, Streptophyta, Magnoliopsida, Asterales, Asteraceae. The coding region runs from base 1 to 480 and encodes 159 amino acids.